This is a messenger RNA of Anopheles marshallii, 1437 nucleotides long. RefSeq names its product zinc finger protein OZF-like. Gene Ontology annotation, molecular function: chromatin insulator sequence binding; zinc ion binding. The record is from RefSeq and is a predicted model, not a curated record. Gene Ontology annotation, cellular component: nucleus; chromosome. Lineage: Eukaryota; Metazoa; Arthropoda; Insecta; Diptera; Culicidae. Gene Ontology annotation, biological process: regulation of transcription by RNA polymerase II. The coding region runs from base 1 to 1437 and encodes 478 amino acids. The transcript is spliced from 2 exons.
AUGGAUUCGCCCCGGAAGAGUGCGACCAGCACGGCCUCUGCGGCUCGUGAUACUAGAGUGGCCCAUAUCGAUUUCAAGAAGAUUUGUCGCAUCUGUGGAAAAUCGGACGAAACGCUUACGUCGGUGCAUUCGCGAUACCAGAACGACCUGCGGGGUAAGAUCGCAAAGUAUCUCAGCGUUGAUAUCGAAGAAAAUGGCACUUUGCCAACGAAGAUUUGCUUCUGCUGCAAAGAUAUCAUCACCAAGUGGCACGAUCUGUAUGAGAAGUGUCGUGUGAUGGAGGAACGGUUCGAUUCGAUACUGAAGUCUUGCGAAGAGCAACUGCAAACGGAAUUGCUUUCGAAUGGUACGCGGGAAGAACCGAACGAAAAAAAUGGCCACUCAUCUUCUAGGGAAGACGUUGAACGUGGGGAACGAUUGAGCAGUGGUGACAAUGCAGCACCACAGGAAUCUGUCACAACUGUUCCUGAUCAAGAGUCUAAGAAAAGUCAAAAAUGUUCAACCAAAAGCAGGACGGUUACGUGCACGUUUUGCCGUACGGAAGGUUCCGCUAACGGUAUCGUUCGAUUUGAUUCCCAAACGGCGCUAGUGGAUCACAUGAAGGAUCAACAUUGGGAGCAGAUCUUCCACUGCGAGCAGUGCGACAACUAUCUCGAUCGAGCGAUUCUAAUCGAGCACAUGACAAUGCACGCACUAAGCUUACUGCAACCCGCAUCCGUUACCGAAGGAACGGAACAAGAACCGGAAAGUAUGGCUUCCGGUUCAGGCAUGGGCGAAGAUGAGCCCGAAGGUGAAAUGGAGGAGGCUGAAGGUAGUCAACAAACGACGGAACUGAAAUCUGGCGAAGGCAGUACCAACAAGGAAAAUGAUGAGAAAGAUCUGGCGGCCGCAGCUCCGGAAACGGUGAAAACCGUCGAGGGACGCAAACUGUACUGUUACAUCUGCGAGAAAACGCUUGGCAAUCGGAGCGCCUACUCCUACCACGUGAACCAGGUACAUUUGAACAUUAAAAAGUUCGAUUGCUCGUUCUGCGAGAAAAAGUUUGGCAAUCGGCGUUUGCUGAACAAUCACAUCGCGAAUCUACACUCGCGCGAACGUAACUUCGGCUGUACCGUGUGUGACAAGCGUUUCAAAACGAACGUCGCCCUGUACAACCAUAUGCGGGUGCAUGACGAUAAGCUACAGUUUAGCUGCCGGUUUUGUGACAAAAAGUUCCGAUUCCGGAAUCAUCUCGUCAGUCAUGAGCUAGUUCAUCUGGAUGAGCGCAACUACUCCUGCAGCCAGUGUGACAAGAAGUUCAACACGAACGAGUGUUUGCAGAAGCAUAAGCUGACGCACGUCACGACGGAACCGUACCAAUGUCCGCUGUGUGGAUUCAGCACGAAGCAGAAACGUUAUCUGGUGUUGCAUGCGAAACGCAUCCACAUGGUACGGUAA